CCUGUUCUCUCCUACAAAGUCUGCGAUGACCAGUCCAUUGGCAGCACCCAAACUGGGAACCAGUCUGUUUGCAGGGUCCCAGUUUCAGAAGGCAUCAGAGAAACAGAAAUUUAGCAUGAUGGGAUUUGGUGCCUCUAGGUUACACGGAACAUCUAUUGUUCAGAAAGCCAAGUUGCAACUUAAUAGGGCAGCCCUGAAUAAGUCAAAAGCAGCGUUGGCGAGGUCACUGAAGCAGAAAUGGAAAAGGGGACGAAAGAGAAAGAGUUGUGCUGUCUGCGGAAAGAAAACAGAUUUGACUGUUUGCUAUGAGAAGAUAUUGGCCUGCAUGUCUUGUAGAAGAUUUUACAAGGAAAUUAAAUGGUUCAUUAAUGUAGGCACUUUCACCAAACCAAUCUGUUAUAAGAAUGACAAGUGUAAGUUGAUACCUGACAAAAUAAAAUGUAGAUUUUGUCGUAUAAAGAAAGCUCUUCAAGUUGGGUUUCCAGCCUUACCUGAGAUGACAGAGCUGUUUGUAGAGGAAAAGAGGGAGGUGAAGAAAGCUGUAACGAUCGAGGAGCCAGUUUAUGUAGAUGUCGAGACUUGUUCCCCGGCUGUAAAGAAAGUUGAAGAGAUUUGUUCCCCGGCUGUAAAGAAAAGCGUACGAAAAGGCACACCUGUACAGUCUCCGAUACAUGUAUCUGAAACACCAACACUUUCUAUAUCGCCUCCUCCAUUGCCUCCAACAUUAGAUGAGACGCCAACAAAAGAACAGGAGUUAUCACCCCUGAAAGCUGGGGAAGGUUCUGAGAAGCGACAGAGAAAGAAGAGGGCAUUUAAAGAGCUAUUGCGCAAUAAACAGGAUAAAGUGGAAGAGGAAGAACCAGUUCAACAAGAAAAACCUGUCAUUCAAGAACCCAUACCUGUAGUUGCAACAGGAAGUGUUGAAAUCUCCCCACGCGGUGGUCCAGGUCCAAGGAUCAAGCAUGUGUGUCGCAAUGCAGCUGUUGUCCUAGGACAACCUCUGGCCACAUUUCCUGAGAAGUCAGAAUUACGUCUUAGUGCACUGCCAACAAAAGAUAAGGUUCAGUUGUGGAAGAAAGAUGAAGAGAGUAAAGCAGCAAAUGACGAGUCUGAUGAUGAUCGACCAAUGGAAGAGAUCAUACAGCAGUCUGGUGAUAGUGUUGUGAUUAUGAAGAAAUCUCCGGCAAGGGGAAAGAUCAGCAAGAAGCUGACCGGAGCUGGCGGUUUACAUCUUUACAAGAGGAAGAUGAGGUGUCGUCAGUGUCCGGGCUGCGUCAGACAAGACUGCGGGAUAUGUCGGCAUUGUCUAGAUAAACCAAAAUUUGGUGGACAAGGCGUUCUCAAACAGGGCUGUGUUGUGGCACUUGGGGAACGAAGAUGUUCCAAGCCUUUAAUCAAGCGUUCAGCUACAGAAGCAUUCAUCGAUGAAAAAAAGAAAGAUGUAACUGUACCAAGAAUUGAAAGGACAAGAGCUGUCUCAGAAAGUGAUGGGCAGGAGGGUCAAAGUGAUUUUGCUCCUGGUGAUAACCUGGAACCAGUCAUUCCAGGGUCAGAGGUCACACAGACUGUGUUUGGACUAGAAACUCAGACUGGUACUCUCCUUGAGGAUGAAACCCAGUCCAAUAAUAAUGUCUCUGAGAAACCAAAUGAAAAUAUUCCUGCAGAAAAAGAAGUCAAGCCACUUCCUGAGCAAACAAGUUCGCAGAAAUUUGAUUUAGAAAAGCAGAGGAUUGUUACUAGGGGUCAAAGCACAACCACUAGAAGUCAUAGUACAGAGGUGAGAAAGUUGACAUUCGAGGAUAUACCAAAUUUCCAGCUGGAAAGAAUAUCCUCACGAAAUAAAGAAUCUGGAAAGAUAUCAUCAAAGUUGAUGAAAAAGAUGGAAAUGCAGGAAAAAUAUUCAAAGAAAGAAGGAGGGAAUGAUGGCCAAUGUUAUCCAGUAACCUUGCAGUCAGUUCUACCUGCAUCAAGGCAGUGGGGAAGUCUACUUUCACAACCAAAGUACUACCCUAUCAAGGUGGACUUCAAGGGUAAAUGUGAUUUAGGUUCAGCUUGGAAUUAUGGGAUGGCUUUAACAAUAUCAAAUGCUAUGAGUGUUAGAGCCUUGUGUUUCCUGUGUGGAAGUGCUGGUAAACAUGAGAUGAUAUAUUGUAACAUAUGUUGUGAGCCGUUCCACGAGUUUUGUUUGGAGGAUUGGGAACAGCCGACGCCCGAUCACUAUGACGAUUGGAUAUGUGCAGCAUGUCAGUUCUGUCACGUUUGUGGGAGACAGAAUAAUCUUUUACAAUGUGAUAAAUGUCAGAACACCUACCAUCCUGGUUGUCUGGGACCUAAUUAUCCCACUAAACCUUCUAAAAGAAAAAAUAUCUGGAUUUGUACAAAAUGUGUGAAAUGUAAAAGUUGUGGGGCAACAACUCCAGGUUCGGACUCCCAAGCCACAUGGACAUAUGAUUUUUCACUGUGUUUUGAAUGUGGUCGUUUGAUGGACAAGGGUAAUUUCUGUCCUAUAUGUCGGAAAUGUUACUCGGAUGAUGACUGGGAGUCAAAGAUGAUCCAGUGUAACAUGUGUGAGAGCUGGGUACAUUCAAAAUGUGAAGGCCUUACAGAUGAAAUGUAUGAAAUAUUGUCGUAUUUACCAGAAGAUCUCUCUUUUUACUGCCGUAAAUGUUUUCCUGUUGGCUGUCCUGAAUGGGAGAGUACAUUAAAACGAGAAUUAAGGCUUGGCCUGGAAAAUAUUCUACAGUCUUUAAUACUCUCUAAAUCAUCGCAAUAUAUACUUAAACAGGAAAAGAAAUCUCCUCCAAAACAGCAAGCACUGCCCUCGCAUCAAACUCCAGAAAAACAGAAGAAAUCCUACACAUUAAACAACACUAGAAAUACAGAGACCACACAGGAAAGGGUGAAAAGAAACAUGAAAAGUUUUGAAAAAAUUAAACAGUUGUUAAAUUGUGGCAAUAGUAAAGGGUUGACUAACGGUUUUGUUGAAGAUUCAAACAUUGAUAAUCAUGAGUCAAACACAGAAGAUUCUUGUGAAAAAAGUCUUCAGACUGAUACUAAGUUAAAACAAGCUUGCGUAAAUGAGUUUGGUAAUACAAUAAACGACGCAAAUUCAAGAGAAAACCAUGUUGCUAUGGAAACUAAUGAUAAUUCCGGUGAUAACUCGCUGUCUCAGACUAAUAAUAUUGUUGGUGAUAAUUCUGACAUUGCUGAACAUGUGAUAAAUACUGUGAAUAGUGAGAAUACAAAGCAAAGCUGUGAUAAUAAUGAUAAUAAUGACCCUAAUAAGGGCUUCCCUCCUAAUGAGGGUUGUCCUGUAACCAAGGGUUGUCAUGUAAGUAAGGAUUGUGCCACCAGUGAAAUUGUUGAAAAUAAAGGAAUGGUGGAAGAUAAAACUAUGAUCUGUGAUAAACAAACAGUUAGUGAUUAUGUCAGUAAAGUGCAAGGUUGUGAUGAUGAAAGUGAAAUUAAUAGCAAAACUGAAGAAAUUCAAUGUGAUAAACUAAGGCCGUCAGAUUUAGCCAACAACAGGCACGCUGAAAAUAAAGGGGAAGUUGUUCAGAGAAGAAAUACUCGCGUACAUUUUAAUGUGGAUGAUUCCAGGAAUGAACAUGUUGUAGGAGAGAUAAAAGAGACUGAAAAUAAUUUUCCGAAAGAUUUGAUGGAAAUUGCUCAGAAAAUGAAAACUGGGGACUACAAAAGUGUGGUAAUAUUUUGUGAGGAUAUAUUACGUGUAAUACAAACCUACCUGGAUAAUGAAGAAGAAGCUAGAACAUCCAGGAAGAAAGCCACACAGUCUGCUAAAUCAAUAUUUGCUAAGCAACUAGAGAAAGUGUUUCCAUGGUUUAACGUGAAGACAUGUAGACAUUGGUACAGCAUGAGAAGUCUACCAGAUGGAAUGUUACCAGAUGCUACAUUGCCUCCUAACAAUGACCAUACUUAUGCUCAGUGGUUAGAGCGGAUAGAAGUGCCACGGUCACCUCAACCAUCGCCAUUCAAGAGGAGGACGGCAACACCUGUAAAAAAAUACAUGCCAAUUGAUGAGGAAGAUUAUGAGCCAGGUCAGAUGUAUGAUGGUGAUGAUGAAAGAAAGUGUAUGUUCUGUCAGACAUUUGGUGACCAGGAAGCGAAUGAUGCUGGACGAUUAUUGUACUGUGGACAAGAUGAUUGGUGUCAUAUAAACUGCGCAUUAUGGUCGGCGGAGGUUUAUGAAGAUGCUGAUGGUGAACUUAAGAAUAUUGUAGAGGCCUUUAGUAGGGGCAAAAUGUUGAGAUGUGACUUGUGUGAUAAAGCAGGAGCCACAGUGGGAUGUAACACAAAGGGUUGUAAGUCAAAUUACCACUUUAUGUGUGCACGGAAAGACCAGUGUAGAUUUCAGGAGGACAAGAAAGUGUUCUGUAAACAACAUAGAAUGUACAUAGAUGCCGAGUUGUUAACAGGAGAUCGUUUCAAUGUGUUACGAAGAGCUCAUGUGGGCACACUAUUUGUUCGGAGUGUAAAGAAACGCUGGUCUAAAGGCCUUCACUGUGGAGAUGUCAGUGUUCUAAUGGGUUCAUGUUGUGUGGAGAAUCUUGGAAGAUUGACUGAUUUAUCUGACAGCCCUAAAUUCUUACAACCAGUAGACUUCAUAACAACAAGGAUGUACUGGAGCACAAAAGAUGCAAGGCGAAGGUGUGUGUACACAUGUCGUAUUGUUGAAGUCCGACCAGAAGCACUGAAGUCACCAACUAUUACCAUCAAAGACAUGAGAAUCGUACAUGAUCAGAAUCAUCCUGACUUUAUACCGUUAUCAAAUCUGGAUCUCACUGGCAUCAAUACUGUUUCUGAGCAAGAAAAUCUAUCUAUUUUAGGAACAGAUUCUGAAAACCCGUUAGUGGAUUUAACGUCUGAAACUGCAGAUAUAACUGCUAAUACUGCAGAUAUCACUGCUGACUCAGCAGAUAUUACUUCGUAUACUGCUCACACUGUUUCAGAAUCUGCUGAAGAACGAACGAUGGAAAUAAGUUACAACAAAUCAGAGUUAUCUUUGAAUCAAAAGACUGAUGCUAAUUGCUGUAAAAGAAAAGAUGAAAUUACAAAGAGAAGGGCAAGUUUUAGUGGUAGACCAUCUGAUAAUGCUGUAAUAAAGGGCUCGGACAAGUUGAGUAUGUCAUGGCCAAUAGGCAGUAUGAAAUCUUGUAAUGAAAAUUUAAAGCAAGCAAACUUAAGCUUUUUGUCACCUAACACAUUGAAAAUGUUAAACAUUAAGGAUCCAAGCAAAUACAUUAAACCUGUGCAAAAUAAUGAGAAUACAAAAGAGGAUGAGGAAGAAUUUAGUUUGCUUAAAGUAGCAAAUAGAUUAAACAAAGCAGCUGCAAAUAGUUCUAGACGUAAUAGUGAGGAGAGACGGUCUGAAGGAAACUCUCCAUUACCUUUAAGAUCUAACUCAAGGUCACCUUCAGUGGAGAGAGGAUGCUCACCAAUGCCAACUAGAACAUUUUCACCUAUUGUUGGUUUAAGACAGAGGUCCCAGUCUGUUGACCGAUUUCCUGAAAUUAAACCAUCGUUAAAUCUUCAUACAAAAUUCUCCUCAAUGCUUGAAAGUCUCCCAGAAAAACCAUUUUCUCCACCAUCGAGAAUGCUUUCUAGAUCAAAGUCAUUAUCAGUAGAAAAAGAGACAUUAUUAUUCAAACCUUCAUCUAACACUUCUUGUAUUUCCUCAAAUGAGCCAUUUCUGCCAGCAGGUAAUGAUGAAUCACCACAGUGUUCAAGAAGGGGAAGGUCUGUGUCUGAUCCUUUGGAAAACAUGCCUGAACCAAUCAGUUUCUCGUCUCCACUUGUUCGAACAACAGAUAUGGUUCAAAAGAAGUUUGAUUUAUCUAACUUGAGUACAGGUAGUGAGGGAAGUAAGAAAUUAGAAAGUUGUUUAUUUAGCAUCACAACAUCAUUAGAAACCGAAAGUUCUGUUACUGGAAGCACUAAUACAGAGGAUAAUGUACCAAGAGAAAUAGCUGAAACAGAUACUGAAACAUCUGACAUGAUAACAGAAAAUGAGGUUAUUGAUAUAAGUCAGAAUAUUGAUACUGAUGAAGAAACUACUGAAACUAUUGUUGUAAUGACUGAAAGCGGAGAGAGUUUAAGUGAAGAAGAUGCAAUCAAAAUUGUUAAAGAUAUGAUUGAACAAAGAAAUUCAUCGUUACAAACUGAAUAUGUGGAUCCUAAUACUGUUACAGAAGACGAUAACAAUCCUGAACCUGAAAGUAACCAUGUUCACCCCCAUGAGAAUCAAAGUGAACAAAAUGGAUGUACAGAGAACAAAAGGGAUGAAUCAGGAAUUGUGAAAGAGGAUAAUUCAGAUAGUCCAUUUAUUCCUCAAAUUGAAAAUGAAAGUGUAGUGAAUAAGAGAGUGAGAAGAAAUACUAAUGAUAAGAAAGUAGAUAAUACUGAAGAGAAAAAUGAUAGUGAAGAAAACAGGUUACAAUGUAAUGAUGAUAAUGACAUUCUUGAUAUCACAGACAAGGUUGAAUGUGAUUCAAAUGAUGGAAAACAAUUAGCUAGGAAGAAUUGUGAACAACUAGAAGCAGUCACACUGGACAUUGUGUCUGACACAGAUAGUGAUAUUAUUGAUAUAACUGAUUCAGUUGUAAAUGCAGGUAAAGCUAGGGUGGAACAAGAUGAAUUUGAAUCUGAUGGAAAUACAUGUAAAACAACUGAAGUAGAGUCCCAAGACAAUGCAGAAUCAAUAGUUAAUGAGAAUAAAAUGAAAAGAAUAGUUUAUGAUUUAGAUGAAUCAAUUGAUAGUGAUAUUGAAAUACUUGAUGAUUUAAGUACAACAAAGGAGGAUGAAAACUAUGCUGGUAAUAUGAAUAGUGAAACUGUGAAUAAUCUUGAUAAUGAAAGUAAUGAACAAGACAAUUAUGAAAUGGAGGAUAUAGAAAAGGUAGAUUUGGUGUCAACAGAAUUUAGUAAUAAUGUAAAACAGUCAGAUAAUUCUAAUAAAGUGCAUGUGGGUGAGUCAGAUAACAAAACAUGUGGAAAAGAUGAUGAGAUUGAUGGAGAUUCUGUAAAAUCAGUUACUCAGAAUGUUGAAAGUGUUUCAAAACAGAUUAUCACAUCAUUAUCUAGUGAGAUUGACAUUGAAAAGAAAGAUAGAGAUAAUUCAGGGAUGUCUAAUAAUAAGAAACAUAUUGAUUAUGAUUCCCAAUGUCAUAGGAAAGAUACUGAAUGGGAAAAUGAGAACUUGCAGCAGUGUGAGAAAGCUAUAGUUCUAGAAGAUGAUAAAAUAAUGGAAACAGAGAAUAGUGAUGAAAACUUGGAUUCUUCAAAAGAGGAGGUUUUGAGAGGGUUGGGGCUAGGUACUUUUGAUGAGGUUGAAAAGCUGAAAAAUUCACCUCAGAAAUCACCAUCUUUACCAAUGUUGACUUUUGAAAGUAAGAAAAAAUGUUCCAAAAAGAUACCUGUGAAAUCAUACCCACUAAGGAAAAAUAUUACUUCACCAUCAAAGAUACAAGAGAAAAAUGAUGCUAAGUUAAAAUUAAGGAACACUAGUAAAGACGAAAUUGAUGGGUCAAGGGAUACAAGUGAAAGUAGCACAAUUGAAAGUGGCAAAAACAUUAUAGAGUUUGAUCAAAAUCUGAGGAAAGAACUUUCACCAGAAUUACCAGUGUUAGAUCCUAUUGCCAAAAAAAUAAAAGAAGAAAGCAUAGCUAAAAGCUGUCCUGAAGAUAAAGGCCCAUUUAAAUGUUCAAAAUGUCGUAGACAGUACAGGACAGAGACAAGUUACUUAGUUCACAUUGAAAAUUGUAAUUUCCUUGUUAGUUCAAGUGAUGAUGAAGAUAUUAAUCAAGAUGAUGAAGACAGUACAUCUAAAACUGAAGGGAAAAGAAAUACAAGAUCUAGAGUAAAGAAAACAAAUGAAGAGUGUAGUCAGAAAAGAGAAAGCAUAUGUAGCUCAGAUGACAAUACUGACAAUAAAAGAACUACCUUACGAAGAAGCACUCAAUUCCAGAGAGUUGCCAUAGAGGUUGCUGAGAAACGGCAGCAAGAAGAAGAAAUCCCAAAACGUGGACGAGGAAGACCACCUCUGAAACAUAAAGAUAGUUUAGAAUCUGACAAAGAAAAGCAGCUGAGAGAACAUAAGAUCAAGGAGAAAUUCAGUAGUAUGUCUGAUGAGGCUGAUGUAGCGGAAAGUACAGAAAUACCUGUCAAAAAAGGCAGAGGUAGACCAAGGAAAAGUGAAAUUGUAUUAAGGAAUAUGGAUGGUGUCUCAGCAGAUAUUGAAUUUGAAGAAGAAAAAGUUUCAGUUAGAGAAUCAAGAAGGAAAUCUCGGGAGACUAAAAUCCUUGAAAAUUUAUCUCAAAGCAGUGAUUCUGAACAAGAAGAAAAACAUGCUCAUACAAAUCUUGUUAAAAGGAAAAGAGGUAGACCAAGGAAAAUUGAUAUCAAUCCUGAAGAAGGAAAACAAAACAAUUCUGAUGGAGAGCCACAAGUUGCUAAAAGAAAACUAAGACAUGAAAUAAGCAAAAGUGUGGACUCGCAUUCUGUAAAAGAAGAUGAUCAUGAUAAUAUGAUAGUUAAGUGUGCCGACUUUCAGAAAGUAAAAGAUGAUCUAAAAUCUCAGAUUGACAAUAUAAGGAAAAAUCGUUAUAGACCUGCUAAAAUGGUUCAUAUGAAAACCAGGAAUAAAACUAUUCGUAUAUAUGUGAAAGACAGAAAGAAAUUAAGGGAUGGAAACAACAAAUUUGGACUUAAAUCUGUUUCAGUAAGAUUGCACAAGUCUGACUGCUUAAAUAAAAAGAAAGAACUAAACAAAGCAGAAGAAAAUGAGAAAUCAAUGGAUGUUGAUAAAGAUAUAUUAAGUGAAAAUAAGUGUAUGUCAGAUACUUUUAAAACAAAAGAAGAAAACCAAGAAAGUAAACUUAAUGAACACUCAAUUCAGGAUGAUGAUGAUAAAGUAAAACACGAUCUUGCUACAACUGAUGGUAUUGACCAAGAGAACCAAACAGAUUCAGCCGUGUUCCAAAACCAAGAGAGCUCUGAAGAAGAUGGGGAUAUACUAGAUGAACUGACUGGUUUGAUAAUUGACAAGAAAACUGGUGAGACUAUUAGAAGUCCUACACAACAUACACAACACAAUGAACUGAAUGAUAAUGAAACAGAUGAAAUGAAUAAAGGAAAUGAGAGUGAAGAUACAAUGAAUGAUGCCAGUGAAGAAAUAGAUAAAGAUCAAGGAUCUAAAGAUGUUUUUAGGUUCAAUAGUCCAGAAGCUAAAGAGAAAAAGUUUGAUGAAAUUGAUAAUUGUAUGGAAGUGGAGGAAGUUGAAAAGGAGAAAAGUACUGACAAUAUAAAUAGUGAAACAAUGAAAAGUCCUGCUCAGAAUACACAUGCUGUAAAUGAAGUUAAAAUUGAAAAUGCACAGGGUGCAACAAAGUCAAUGGAAUUUAAGGAUUUCUCUGAAAAUUUACCUAGCACUGUUUUAAAGUUGUUAAAAGAUGGACACAAGGUUGUUAUUAAAAAUCCCAAGCUGAACAAGUGUUUCAUGUGGCAAAAAACAGCAGAUGGCUACAUUGGCAAACCAUUUAAUAAGGAUCUUGCAAAGAGUCCCCCAGUAAGUGAAAAACCAGAUAAAAGUAUAAUACUGCCUAAUGUUAGUAGAGUGAAUAAUGUUGCUACUAAUUCUGUGGAAAAAGAUUUGCAGGGUUCUAUUACAAAAAUACAAUCUGCUUCUGAUAUCUUACAGGAAAGGAAAAAAUUACAGACACAAAUGCAUGAAAAACAAACGGUUGAAGCAACAGCAGUAGGUCAUUGUAAAGAAAACACGAAAGAAGAACCAGAUCUGAUUAAAAGAAAGGCAAAAUUUGUUGUAGAAAACAUUGAAAGACUUAUUGAAUCAAACUUGAAAGCAAAAGCUAGAUACCCCGCUCCUGAAAAACUGAGAAAAGGUUCUGCAGAAUAUGUUGGAGGUAUAUUGAUUUCAACUCCAAACUCGGUGUCUGUCGAUAAAGUUAAAGAGACUAUUCAAAAUACAGCACCAUUAGCUGCCAAUGUGUUACAAAAUACACUAAUUCAAAAUAAGGUGUUUAAUGACUACCAAGCUAGUGUUCAGCAUGUACAGAAUAAUUUCAUGAGUUCAGCUGUCCAGCCAGCUGUACAAUCAGCAGUCCCUGUAGUAUCACAUCCUCUUAUACAGCAGCAGCUACAGUCUGGUAAUGUGGGAAUGUAUGUGCAGACUGAUUUACAAACUAUCCCCCAGACUGGUCUACAAACAUUUCAACAAGUCAGUCCUCAGCAGACAAUCUCCCCAGCUGGAUACAGUAAUAUUCCUAUGAGUAAUAUGCAGUCCCUAUCUCCCGUGAAUCAGCAGUACACAGCACAGUUGGUACCAUCCCAGGUCAUACAACAGACAUACCAACCGGUCCAGGUGCAGCAGGUUCAGCAGAUGUCUUCCCUAGAGAUGGGCAUGCUUAAUAUCCCGAUGAUGACGUCUGUCGGAUUCUCUAAUGCACAACUCGUUCAAGCUAUUAAUACAAUGAAUCCAAUUGCAUCUCAGCAGUUUUUGAGCACGAAUGCUCCAUCACCGUUAAUAGUGAAUCCGCAGAUAUCGCAAUCUGUUCUAAGUGCUCAUUCACCGCAGGCUUUAAUGAAUCAGUAUGUGAAUCAACCUAUGCUUAGUCCACAGCCAGCACAGUCUGUGAUGAAUCAGUUUGUUUCUCAAGCACAGUCAUUGGUUAAUCAAAUCUCGCCACAGUCUCAGGUAGCCAAUGGCAAUCAAUUUAGUUCACAGGUACCAGCAAGUCAGUCUUUCGUUCAUCAACUCCCAUCUCAUCUAACAGUUUCGCAAAACGCAACUGGUCAGCAUUCUACAUCAAAUGUGUCAUACUUGAAACCCCGAAUUAUUUACAAUCAAACUCAAAUUGUUAAUAAACUGUCGGGGAAUGAUGCAGCCUACCAAAAAAGUUCAACAAGAAAUGUACACAACACUGGACAAAAACGAUUAAUAAAAACCCAUACAUAUUCAAUAUUAAAGCAAAAGUUAGAAUCACAACAAGAAGCUGGAAAGAAUGAAACAGAAGUUGUUAAGAAAGUACAGUACUUUAAUGUGAAACCAGGACUUGGUGGUGGAUCGAGCAGUUUAAUGGAGAAGAUGAAUACCUACCUUGCCUUAAAGCAACAGGUUUCUUCCGAGCCACACUCCUCUCUUAAACAUAAAAAUACUUCACAGAUACCUGAAGUGGUAAAAUGUUUGGACAACAAUGGUGUAAUUCAAAUGAGAUUGGAACCAAAAGAUUCUGGGUCACCGAAAAAGCAAAAAAUUAAGAAAAAGUUGAAAGGGAAGGCAAAGUUGAAGAAGGAGUUGUCACCAAGGAAAUGGAGAAGGCCAUCCUUGAAAAAGAAUCCUAAUUCAAAUGUUACAAGUGGCAUAGCACUUCCUCAUAAACCAGAUAAAGCAAGCCACCCUAUGAUUCAUGGUCCAAAGGAAGUGACAUCACUUCCUGUAGCUGCAGUAGAAGAGGAAGUGAGGGAUGUGCCUCUGACUGCCUUCGAUGACAAUGAUGGUAGACAAUCUGGUCCAGGCGGCACGUGUCAAAAUCUCGGACAUCUUGAGUAUGAGAUCACCAGUGAUGAUGGCUUCACUUGUAGAAGUGAUUCUCUUGAUGGAGCAUGGAAACAAGUAACAGAGAAAGUACAAGAUGCUCGUACAGCCAGUAGACUGAAACAUCUCUCCUAUGCUGGAUUGACAGGUGUACAGAUGUUUGGGUUAAGUCACCCCAGUGUUGUUUAUCUGGUAGAGCAACUAUAUGGAGCUAGCUACUGUCGCAGAUACAAGUUCAAGUAUCACCGUCAUGAAAUGGUGGAGAGGGAACUGGAAUUAGUGAAUCCCUCUGGUUGUAUAAGAACGGAGCCGUUCAGUGGCCGCAAUCCGACAGAUAUGUUCAGUUUCCUGAUGUCACGGUACAGAACAUUACCGGAAUAUUGUGGUAGAGACAUUAACGAAGAAAUAGCCAUGAAAUCUUCACGAAGAGCAACAAGCAUGGAUCUACCAAUGGCAAUGAGGUUUAGAAAGUUAAAGGGCUUCUCGAAGGAGUGCGUUGGUGUAUACAGAUCAACCAUACAUGGGCGUGGCUUAUUUUGUAAGAGAAGUAUAGACGCAGGGGAGAUGAUUAUUGAGUAUGCAGGGGAGGUAAUCAGGAACAGUAUGACCGACAUACGAGAAAAAUACUAUGAGAGCAAGGGAAUAGGGUGUUACAUGUUCCGUAUAGAUGACACCGAUGUUGUGGAUGCUACAAUGAAAGGAAGUGCUGCCAGAUUUAUCAACCAUUCUUGUGAUCCUAAUUGUUACUCUAAGGUGAUAACUGUUGACAACAGAAAACACAUUGUGAUAUUUGCCAUGAGGAAAAUUUUACGUGGAGAGGAGCUGACAUACGACUAUAAAUUUCCUAUUGAGGAGAUCAAGAUACCUUGUACAUGUGGUGCUAAACGAUGUAGAAGAUAUCUCAACUAGAUGUGACAUAAUUCCACUCUCGGAAUACGACAAAAUUCCACUAUUGGAAUACCACUUAACCUGUUAUAUUUCUAAAAUGGAUUUGUCCAGUUUCCAGUUUUAGAAGCGGUUUGUUAUUGAUGUAAGAAACAUGAUGAUGGAAAUUUCAAAUUGAUAAGCCAACAGUAUAGAUAGAGCUUGGUCACAGUAUAGACUGCACAGCAGUGCAGGCUAGGCUGGCUCUAUAC
Ruditapes philippinarum (Manila clam) is the source of this 12705-nucleotide messenger RNA. RefSeq lists its product as uncharacterized. The record is from RefSeq and is a predicted model, not a curated record. Gene Ontology annotation, cellular component: histone methyltransferase complex; nucleus. Lineage: Eukaryota; Metazoa; Mollusca; Bivalvia; Venerida; Veneridae. Gene Ontology annotation, biological process: positive regulation of DNA-templated transcription. Gene Ontology annotation, molecular function: zinc ion binding; sequence-specific DNA binding; histone H3K4 methyltransferase activity.